AGAAACUUCAAAACUCAGAAUCUCAACCACUUGACAUGAGCUUGUCUUCCAUUUUCUGAAAAGCCCAAGAAGUGUCUUAGACAACUCCGCAAUCGCAUGGCUGAUGGUAUCCAUCAAAACUCAUUCCUCACAAACGCUAGCGAUUACACUUUCGGCUCCUGAAUUUAGACAAAGUCAACCAAAUUCUUGGGUUCAAUUCAACGUUGGAGUAAACGAUUUCCACUUCCGUCGACGCCAUGGCAGCUGUCAUGAGGAGAAGGACAAGAAUUGUGUGUAUAUCAGAUACCCACAAUUGCCAGGUCAAGCUCCCAAAGGGUGAUGUUCUCAUUCACGCUGGAGAUUUGACCAACCAGGGGAGUCACGCAGAGCUUGCCAAGACGGUCGCUUGGUUGGAGAAGCAGGACUUUGAGGCCAAAAUCGUUAUCGCUGGAAAUCAUGACCUCACUCUGGAUCCAAAGUUCUACGCUGAGCAUGGCCUGUACUUCCACAACAAGAACCCACAGUCCCAUGACGAGUGUCUACGAUUGUUCACGUCUUCGCCUUCGAUAACGUACCUCUCUCACGAAUCAGCUACCGUCCACCUCAAAUCUCCUUCGGGGCCGCGUACCCAGUUCAAGGUCUUUGGAUCGCCGUACUCUCCACGUUUCGGGUUAUGGGCGUUUUACUAUGAUGCUCCUCAAAAUCCCAGCAAUUGGUCAGAUCUGACGCCGCUUUGGCAGUCUAUACCACUUGAUGCGGAUAUUGUGGUGACACACACGCCUCCAAGGACGCAUUGCGAUGAGACGGAUGAACGUCGAGCUACUGGCUGCGAAGCUCUUCGGCAGGCGCUUUGGCGAGUGAGACCACAGCUUGCUGUCUGUGGCCACAUUCAUGACGGAAGAGGUGCUGAGAGAGUGAUAUGGGAUCUCAGUUGUGGGAAUGUCGCCUAUCAAGAAGAGAGUGUCGUGCGCUGGGAAGAUCCAGGCAAAGGCAAUAACAAAACCUGCCUCAUAGAUCUGACUGGGAAGAAGGCUCCAACUCUUGCCAACGAUGGCUCCCAUCCAGGUCGAUAUGGAUCAAGUAUAGGAGCCCGUGACGUAACGGACCUUCCUCAUUCUGUUGACUCAGCAGGAAGUUCUCCAUACACCUUUGGAUCUGGCCCUGCUGAUGUACACGCCUCUCAUGGUACUAUCGGAUUGGGAGGGGAUCCCGGCUCACCACGAAGCGACCAGGCAGCUCUCGCUGGGAGGAUGGGUCGUCGAGAGACGUGUGUGGUGAACGCAGCGAUUAUGAAGAGUCGAUAUCCCCACAUAGGAGGGAAACAGUUCAACAAGCCCAUCGUAGUAGACCUAGAUCUCCCCAUCUGGGAGGACGAGGGCAAUACCGAAGGCCCGUGAUUCGCUCUUGGCUUACCCUAGACUCAUGGUCUCAUGCUCGUGUUGGUGCCCAACGAACCACGUUGGGAAGAGAGAGAUGGCCUCAAACAAAGACGAAGCGAGAGCUUCUUGAUAAGUUUACAGAUGGUUGUGAGCUACUGAUAUGUUUGCUACGCUGUGACGCACCUUCUGCAUUAUGCUGGAUCGGUAUGCGAUGGAUCGAUGUAGUGGUAUUCGUCGUGAACCAACAUUGGGUAGCUUCGAGUCGUAGUCGGAUCCAACGGAUGAACUGUAAUGCAGUCGUAGUACAUGAACGUGGUACCAAUGAUCAUUCGAGGGGCAGAGGAGUGAGAGCUAAUUAAACCUUCAAUU
Molecule: messenger RNA, 1727 nt
Organism: Fusarium redolens
Lineage: Eukaryota; Fungi; Ascomycota; Sordariomycetes; Hypocreales; Nectriaceae
Product: Metallo-dependent phosphatase-like protein
Exons: 4
Coding region: 237-1376 (379 amino acids)
Molecular function (GO): hydrolase activity
Source: RefSeq, a predicted model, not a curated record